Spodoptera litura is the source of this 1428-nucleotide messenger RNA. RefSeq names its product ribonucleic acid export 1 (gene Rae1). NCBI's taxonomy places the organism in Eukaryota, Metazoa, Arthropoda, Insecta, Lepidoptera, Noctuidae. The record is from RefSeq and is a predicted model, not a curated record. Gene Ontology annotation, molecular function: protein binding.
UUCACCAUCAAUUAAUGUUCAACCGUCAGGCGUCAAUGUCAUUCAUUAAAUUGCUGGUUAUUACUUGUUUGAAGAGAAGAGUAAUUUGAUAUUUAUGUAUUGUUUAGUACACAUUCUGGUCCCGGCUAGUUGACUAGACUAGCCAUUGCUUUAUUUACGCUCGUUGUUUUACAACUCACAGUUAGAGGCGCGUUAAACCAAAUUAAAAUUCGCACGUUUUACUGAAUUCAGUUAUUAGGGAGCAAACAAGGAAUAAAUAAUGUUCAACCAGCCUAGCAAUCCAAACAAAGAUUUGGAGGUAACUUCUCCACCGGAUGACACCGUGUCGGCGCUCGAAUUUUCACCACCCGCACUACAGCAAACCUUUCUAGCGGCUGGUAGCUGGGACUGUCGGGUACGAUGCUGGGAAGUGGAGACGACAGGCAAGACAGUCCCGAAGGCAGUGCAGAGCAUGGACGGGCCCGUGCUGGACGUGGCGUGGCACGACGAUGGCAGUAAAAUCUUUAUGGCGUCCACAGAUAAGAGUGUCAAGUGCUGGGACUUGGCUUCGAAUCAGUGCAUGCAGGUGGCGGCGCACGAGGCGCCCGUCAAGACGUGCCACUGGAUCAAAGCACCCAACUAUACCUGCUUGAUGACCGCCUCUUGGGAUAAGACACUCAAGUUUUGGGACACCCGCAGCCCAGUCCCCAUAAUGAAUAUGAACUUGUCGGAGCGGUGUUACUGCGCAGACGUGGACUACCCGAUGGCCGUGGUCGGCACAGCGGACCGUGGCAUCUGUCUCUACACGCUAGAAGGCAAGCCGGCGGAGUUCAAGCGCGUCGAAUCGCCGCUCAAACACCAACACCGUUGCAUCGCCAUCUUCCGCGACAAGAAGACCAAGCAGCCCACUGGCUUCGCACUCGGCAGUGUCGAGGGGCGCGUGGCCAUUCAGUACGUGAACCCCACUAACCCCAAGGACAACUUCACGUUCAAGUGUCACCGGCCACCUGCUAGCACCACAGGGUAUCAAGACAUCUACGCAGUGAACGACAUCGCGUUCCACCCCGCGCACGGCACGCUGGCCACGGUGGGCUCGGACGGCUCGUUCUCGUUCUGGGACAAGGACGCGCGCACCCGCCUCAAGUCCUCGGAGAUGUUGGACCAGCCGCUUACGAAGUGCGCCUUUAACCACAACGGACAAAUAUUCGCGUACGCCGUUGGCUACGACUGGUCCAAGGGCCACGAGCACUUCAACCCGGCCAAGAAGAACUACAUCUACCUGCGCGCUUGCUACGAGGACCUGAAGCCGCGCACAACGUGAGCACUGCGCCCUCUGCCGACACGUCGUGACUGCGGCCUUCAACACCACAACUUCAGUUUUUGUAAAAAAAAACUGCCCCUUUAUGUAACUCAUAAUAUUACUUAAAUAUUGUGAUAUGAGUCGAGUCC